ACUCUCAUUUCAUGCAGGAACUUAAUGUGAUACUCAAGACACUGGACGUUAUAUUUCUUUUGAUAUUCGCAUUACUCGGGAAAGAAGUCAGGUUUUCACUGAGCGUUAUCUUUCACUGUUUUGAACAGCAAAGUGAAUAGAUGAAUUCAUGGAUGGUAUGCGCAUUAUUAUAUAUGUUUCUUUGACCGCAACAUGCACUGACUAGUACUGGAUGUGUGUUGCUGCUCUUAUCAGGUUUAGAAGAGCCUGCUAAUUAUGAAGCAAAUACAUCCAGAACUUAUUUGAAGACAGGUCUACUAACCAAUAAAGAACAUCUGCAAGAAUGUCCCUUUACAGGAGUGAUGGAAUGGACAGCUUUGCUUAUCACAGUUCUGACACUCUGGAAAUAGAUAGAGAUUUCCCAGGGAGAAGAUCAACACAUGCAGGUUCAUCUUUUGAUCAGAACUCAUAUGAUUACUACGAAGAAAACAAUGGAAGAGAACACAGAAACUAUUCACAUCCAGAGGUUGUUCCUAUGACAUCAUUUAAACCUGAACCUGCACAAAAUGUGACAUCCUAUUCUAAGCCAUCUGGAGGAAAUGGAAAUGGCGUAUCUAAUCCUGCUUUUGAGGGUGAUGCUCAUAGUGCAUACACUUCAGUCGCAAUCCGCAAUAAUAACAAAAAUGUUGGUGUUACUUUCAGUCCAUUGUCAUCCAAACAAUCAGAAGGCAACAAUACAACACGGAGACGCUUUCAUCCAAAAAGCAGCAUUGCUAUGGGAACCUUAUCACGGACUAGUCUAGCUAGAAUAGGACUAAGUAAUGAAGAACUUGAAGAAGAGGAAGAACAAGAAAAACUGCAGCUUGUUCAAACUAUAGCAGAAAUGUCUACAACAGAAGCAACUAAAGCAAUCAGACAACUUCCUCUGAGCAUGAAAGAAAAACAGGACAUAAGGAAUAGAGUAAAACAAGAAAAAAGUUAUGCAGCAAAGAAGAAACAGAGUCAAGUCUGCACAGACUGCUGUCACAGAACAUCAGUAUCUUUCAGAAGAUUCAAGGAGACUAUGUCAGGAUUUUUUCAAUCAAUGCAACUUUGGCAGAAGACUCUGAAAGUCAUUGGCGGGAAGUUUGGAACUAGCGUUCUAUCUUACUUUACUUUUCUUAAAUGGCUUUUGAUGUUUAAUAUCUUCUCCUUCUUGGUGAACUUCAGUUUCAUCACCAUCCCACAGCUGUUUGACCUACCCCAAAACAACAUGAGUUUCUCUGGCCUAGAACUUCUCACUGGGGCUGGCUAUUUUGAAGAGACGGUGCUAUAUUACGGCUUUUACAAAAAUACCAUGAUUAAAACUACCACAACCAUCCCAUACAACAUGCAGCUGGCUUACAUCUUCACCAUUGGAGUCUACCUAAUAAUCUGUUUCCUAAGCCUUGUGUACAGUAUGUCAAAGUCCUUCCGAGAAAAUUUCAUUAUUGCCAGUGCCUACUCUGGAAAUGCUGCAAAGUUGCUUUAUUCCUGGGACUUUAAUAUAACAAAUGCAAAGGCUGUCAAACUGAAGCACAAAAAUAUGAGUACACAGCUGAAGGAAACCUUAUCAGACAAAACUCAGCAGAAAGUAGAGCGUACCUGUUGUCAGAAAAUCGCUGCUUUUGCCAUUCACUUGGUGGUAUGGAUUGCUUGCAUUGCAAUUGCAGGAGGUUGUUGCGGUGGAGUCUAUUUCCUCUCUGAAUGGAAUGCAAAUAUGUUUCUUAAUGCGAGCAGCACUGUAAGUGACAUUGAACGUCAGGGAAGAACACUGCUGAUGCCUAUCAUUGUAGCCAUCAUCAAUCUGAUAAUUCCCUUGCUGUACUCUUUCUUUGGGCGAAUUGAAAAUUACAGAUACCCUAAACAUGAAAUGUAUGUGCUUAUCAUCAGGAACGUGAUUCUAAAAAUGUCAGUCAUUGCAAUAUUGUGCUUCUACUGGCUUCAUUCAGUUGCCAAAGAAGAAACAGAGUGCUGGGAAUCAUUUGUUGGGCAGGACUUGUACAGAUUAGUGAUCAUUGACUUUAUAUUUUGCCUGUUUGGUUCUUUCUUUGGUGAAUUUCUACUAAGAAUUAUUGGAACCAAAUGCUACAAAAAACUUGGAGUGCCAGAAUUCGAUAUUGCCAGAAAUGUUUUGGAUUUAAUUUAUGCACAGACAUUGGCCUGGAUUGGCAUUUUCUUUGCCCCUCUUCUACCACUUAUUCAAGUACUAAAAAUCUUCAUAUUGUUCUAUGUCAAAAAGAUUAGCUUAAUGAUGAACUGUCAUCCUCCCCGCAGACCUUGGCGAGCUGCCCAGAUGACAACAGUGUUCAUUUUAUUAUUGUUUUUCCCAUCAUUUAUUGGGGUUGUUUCUAUGGUAGCUGUCACCAUCUGGAGAGAAAAGCCAUCAAUUGAUUGUGGCCCUUUCCGAGGACAAGAAACUAUGUAUGAAACCAUAUCAAUAUGGAUUUCUGCUUUAAAGUCCAUGAAGAUUUACUGGGUCAUAUGGAUUUAUGAGAACUUAAUUGAGAGUUCACUUUUCUUCUUUAUUCUGACAAUCAUUAUCCUCAUUAUUGUCUACCUCUACUGGCAGAUUGUCAGUGGAAGAAAAAUGAUGGUCAGAAUCCUACAAGAACAAAUAUCUAAUGAAGGAAUGGAUAAGGCAUUUCUGCUAGAAAAACUCCACACACUUCAGAAGGAAUAUGGAAAACCUGUUACUUUAAAGCAUAAGGCAUCACCAGAUAAAAGAAAGGAAAAGCCAGAAGAUCAGCUAUAUCAUGAAAACAGGCAAACUACAGACUCAGAACUGGCAGGGAAUGCAGAGGAAUCUUCAUGGGGAAACCAGAGAUCGGAUCAGCAGUUUGGAUCAUCACCAUCUAGCUACAGGGAAGAAUCAUUUCUCCAGCACCAAAGACCAGAUCAGCAGUAUGGUUCACCAUCAGUAAGCUACAGAGAUGAGUCUUUCCGAAGAGGUGGAGCACCAUAUAAGCAGUUUGAUUCACCGUCUUCUGGUUACAGAGAAGGAUCUUCUUGGGAAGAUCAAACCUCAGACCUUGAAUUUGGCUCAUCAUCUGCUAAUUACAUUGGAAAAACUUUUCGGGGAAGUAGAAAAGAUUUAUAUAAAGGGAACCAGAAUUUGAAUGACAGUCAAGAGGAUGCCAACUUUUCUCUAAAUGUUCCUACCAAUUCAUUUCAGCACCAGGCAAGUACCAAAUCUAAUGUACUAGCACUUGCUAUGAUGGCACGCCAGAGGGCUGAGAUGGAAGAAGAUGGCUUUAGAUGACAAACUAAAUAAAAACUGAAAUAUGUGCUUGGUUUACAAAUAACAUGGUUUGGAAGCAUUUUUAUUUACCUAUGGAAUGUAAAAUUCAUAUAAAUAGAAGUAUUAAACAAAAUGGUGCAUUCAAGGUGAACUGUUGUUUCAAAAUGUACAUUUUUGGAAGGCAUACAAACACCUAAUGGUCAGAGAUCCUUCCUGUUGAUUUAGAUGAAUGCCAUACAACCAUUUAUAAUUUCUGGUGAGGGCAGAGCUCUGUGCCAAGUGUGAUCACAUACAUGCUUUCUGUAUUAAUUUAAAUCCAAGCCUAUUGACUUUAAUGGUAAUAUAAAAACAGCAAAAAUAAUGUAUUUCAUCUUGUGUAAGUCAUAACAGACUGUAAAACAUAAAUGGCUAAAAAGGUUAGCACAAGAAAGAAUUAUGUAAAAACUGUGGAAAGUGCAGUGUUUGUUGUUGCCAAAGAUAUGCACAACUGGAGUGAACAACAUAGCUAUUAGUCACAAAUGUCAGAUCCCUGUAAAAUACUGCAGGUUUUAUUUCCACUAUUAAGAAGAAGCUUUUUUUGUAACCAAGUUCAUUCCAUCAAAAAUAAUCCAUAAGUGUGAAAUGAAUACUUAUAACGAGACCUCAUCUAAGUAUGUACUGUAAUGUAAGCAAAAGUUGGAUAAAAUAUUUUUAACUGUUGUAAUUUAAAUAAACUAAAAUAAAUCAUAUUUCCAACUAUCGUCUCAA
Protopterus annectens (West African lungfish) is the source of this 3985-nucleotide messenger RNA. It is a transcript of the gene TMC5, whose product is annotated as transmembrane channel like 5. The record is from RefSeq and is a predicted model, not a curated record. NCBI's taxonomy places the organism in Eukaryota, Metazoa, Chordata, Ceratodontiformes, Protopteridae. The transcript is spliced from 24 exons. Bases 323 to 3259 code for a protein of 978 amino acids. Gene Ontology annotation, molecular function: mechanosensitive monoatomic ion channel activity. Gene Ontology annotation, cellular component: plasma membrane.